This is a messenger RNA of Paramecium octaurelia, 975 nucleotides long. The record is from the annotation of a GenBank genome assembly. NCBI's taxonomy places the organism in Eukaryota, Ciliophora, Oligohymenophorea, Peniculida, Parameciidae.
AUGAAUUAAUUGUACAAGCUUACACCUCAAGAGUUGGCAACAAGAAAGGAUAUCGUAGUGCUCAGCGAUAAGGGAUUGCGAUUCAGGGAAGAGAUUAAAUCUAAGGAUCAAUUUGAUUUGGAUGAUUUUCAUUUGCCUCAAAGUAAUUCUGCCAUUUUACCAUCAAGUCAAUCAGUAAAAAGAUAAACCAUAUACAAGAAGGUAAGUGCUCUAAGGAGAGAAACCAGUUGAAUUGCUAGUGGCUGAUUUGAAGAAAGAAUUGAAUAUCAGUAGACCGUAUAUGGAGAAGGCCCUCGAGAAGAUGACAGUCAAGAUAACCUAAGAAAAACCGUCUGCAGCCAUUAAUAACAAGUUACAAAAACUAUAUCAAGAAUUAGACAAACAUACCCGCUUGUUGGAAGCAAGGAAGGUGAAAUUUCAAAAGAAACCUAUCGAAUAAUAGAAGUAGGAUCAAACUUCAAUUUUGGAAGAAUCAGAAUUCCAAGACAAAGUGGCAUCUCUUAACGCAUUGGAAGCCAGAAUUUGGAGAAUGCAACAGAACUAUUAAAAUGAAAUCAGAAUCAGGGAAGAUACCUUGAAAGUAGCUAUAACUAUCUUACUUGUAGAAAGUUAAGCAAAAUCUAAAUGUGAUGAGAAUUUAAAAGGAAGCUGAAAUCGAAUAGGUUCCAGUCCCUGUUUAGGUGGAACAACUUCAAUAAUCUCAAUAUCUGGACAGGAAAUAAGUCAGGCUUAAGGAUUAUUAGAAAUACAAAUUUGAAGUAUUCCAUGUCAAUAUUCAUAGAAAGGGUGGAGUAGACAGCCUCCUCCAUCCUAUACUUCCAAGCAAGUCUUAAUCGAAGAGGAAAGAAAGAAGCAACUCCAAUUAAUAAAAGAAUAAUAGGAGUAUGAGUAGGAGUUGCUGAGAAGAAAUGGACAUUCAAACUUCAACAAUACAGUCAAUCAGGAAACACAUGAAUAAUGAAUUAAAUAUCUAUU